Messenger RNA from Nasonia vitripennis (jewel wasp), 1640 nucleotides. RefSeq names its product mediator of RNA polymerase II transcription subunit 15-like. NCBI's taxonomy places the organism in Eukaryota, Metazoa, Arthropoda, Insecta, Hymenoptera, Pteromalidae. Bases 1 to 1593 code for a protein of 530 amino acids. The record is from RefSeq and is a predicted model, not a curated record. The transcript has 7 exons.
AUGGCGAGUGAAAUGAAGUUGCUGUGGGUAUUAUUAUUACUUUUCACGACGGCGCUUUGUGAUAAGAAGCUAAACUUGGAAGACAUUGAGAGGGACCAUAUUCGAUCCGAUGUCAAGAAUAGCGGAGGAAAAAAAACAACGAAAGAUACUAUACGAAACGAAGACUCGAAAUAUCUUCUAAAAGCGGAAGUUAGCAGCCAGUCACAACAGCAAUAUCAUGGUCCACCGGCUCCUCCCCAGGAACUCGGCAAUCAAGUUGGAGAUUAUGCGGAACUGCCGUCUUAUGGAAGUUUCAAAUACGCGACACAGCCAUAUGAGUACAGUCAAGAUAAUUAUCAACAAAAUAAAAACGCAGUCACUUACUUACAACACGGUUCAGAUUUGGUUAAUCCAACAGAACAUCAUCAAUCGGAGCAACAACAAUAUGUUCAGGAAGGGCGAAGCAACUCACAAAAUGACUACGAUGCGCUACAACAACAGCAGCAGUUUUAUCAGCAAAAAGUUCUAAUGGGAAAUCAGUUGCAAAAUGUGCAACAAGAGGCGGUUGCACAUAAGUAUGUUGAAAAAAAUCAGAACGAAGGUGCUUAUUAUAUGAAUAUACCGUCCAGCCAAAUACUGUCAUACUACCAGAAUUAUGGCAUGGCCCAGUCAAGCAAUAAGGAUUCAGAGCAACAAAUUUCUAUCCCAAUUUAUAUGCCUGCAUAUGCUCAAAAUCAAGUGUACACUCCAACAAAAGUUUCAUAUCAGCCAGAAAUGCAAUUCGUAUCUUUAUAUCCAAAACACACUCAGGUGGUUUUUACAAAGACACCAGAAGGAGUGGCAACUUCGUCUCACACAUCGACAUCAGCAGCAUCCACAAAUCUGGCUCAACAACUCCCUGCGACUAACCAACACCAGCACACUGUUCCAAUUGAUGUACAGGGUGAUGAAGCAUAUACUUCUGUAGCUUACAAACCCCAAAAAUAUGAAUAUUACGUCACCCAGCAACAGCAGUCCCAACCUCGAUAUGUGCACCAACCUAAACAGUCGCAACAACUGGUCUACGAAAAUUCUGGAGUUUAUGCCGACAUAUAUAGCACACCGUCUACAGCAUACGUACAAGACAACUCACUAUUUGAGCAGCAAAAAUCACAAAUACAAGUACAGGACCAGCAUAAUCAGUUGCAACAGCAGCAUCAACAGUAUUAUGUACCAACAAGUCUUGCUGAACAAUAUAUGGCGCAAUUACUUCACCAAGCAGGCAUUCAUAAUACGGCUGAUAUAGUUCAACAAGCUACUAAGGAAACACAGGAAUCGCUCCAUCGAGAUUUUUCACCCCCACAAUACCAGGCGCAAAAAUUCCGUGCUAGUCACGAGGUUACUCACUUGGCUCCGGUAGACAGCGAAAACGAAGGUUUCCAUUCAAAGCCGAUCUACUCAUCCGCAUCAGUACUGUCACAGCCGAAAACACUCCUCGAUUCCUACGUACCAAGUCACGUCAUAGCUGCGCAAGAUGCUAACCGGUAUAGAGAAAGACCAAUCAAACUUGAAAGCGGCUUCCUACCAUCUAAAAUAAACUUUAUUAGAUCUUAUAAGAAACGCAAAACCGAAUAAAACGCAGUGAAUUUUUGGCAAUGAGAUUAAGAAUACACCAAGAACAA